AUGCCACGAGGAAAGGGCAGAGACGGCGGCCCAAGGCUGCGUUUGUCAGCGAGAAAUUCGACUCCUGCUGUCAAAGUCGAUGUAUCAGAUGAAGACAUGCCAGACCCAAUUGUUCAAGACGAAGACGAUCAAGACGACGACCAUGUCGAGCAAGCCGGCGCCGACGAUGAUGAUGGCGAACAGGACGUAGACGACGACCAAGACGGCCGAGACCGCAGCAGUCCGCCAGUUGUCCAGACGAUUCCUCGCAAACGCGGCAGAGGCCGUCCUCCAACCCGUCCCCGCCCAGAUUGGGACACCCCGGAACCUGGCACUGGAAACGCAUCAGAGUCUGGCACCCCACGCAGAAAGAGAGGACGUCCGUCAGGUAUUGGAGGACCGCGCGGUGGUUUCAGAGGCAGACCAAAAGGAGGGCCUUCACAUGCCACACGAGUGCCCAUCGACAAGGAAGGAAACAUGAUGGACGUUGUCGACGACGAGAUCGCGCUCCCAGAGGACCCUCAAGGAGAGACCAAGGUCAACAAAGACGGCCAUUUGCAAGGCGGACGCGACUACCGUGUGCGCGUCUUCACCAUCCUAGGCCGCGGCGACAGGCUUUACAUGUUGUCCACCGAACCCGCUCGCUGUACCGGUUUCCGCGACAGCUACCUCUUCUUUACAAAGCACCUGCAGCUAUACAAGAUCAUCAUCGGCGAGGAGGAAAAGAAAGACUUGAUCUCGCGCGACAUCAUCCCACACUCGUACAAGGGUCGCGCAAUCGGAGUGGUUACUGCCCGCUCUGUUUUCCGCGAGUUCGGUGCGCGUAUCGUCGUCGGAGGCCGCAAGAUCAUUGACGACUACCAAGUCCAGGCUGCCAAGGAGAGAGGUGACAUUGAAGGUGAACUAGCCGACCCUCACGACCGUCUUCCUGCUCCCGGCGAAGCAUACAACAAGAACCAGUAUGUUGCUUGGCACGGAGCCAGUCAGGUCUACCACAACAACGCUCCUAGCGUUCCUCUUCAGCCAGGCAAGCCUGCUCCAGGAAAGAGAAAGACUAACAUCACCACCGGGAACUGGCAGUUUGAGCACGCCAGAGAGGCAAGUCGCUUCAAUUCCAGUCUUACCGCUGCACGUCGCUCCAACCUCAAUGGCGUCUAUGACAUCAACACCAACCUCAUGUUCUACCCCAAGAUCAUGCAGCCGACCCACAUCAAGUGGGAGCCUGCUGUAUCGGGCAGUGAGAACCACUCUACCAAUGGAGAACCUGCCAUCUUCCAACCUCUUCCCGAUAUCAUCGCGAGAAACUAUCUCGUCACCGACACCCACUUUGAAAGUGCACCCAGAGCAAACUUGGGUGUCCCUGGUCCGGAUGGUGAUGCUGAUGACCUUUCAACCAACGGCCUCUCGACAAUCCCACAAGACGUUUUGGAUGAGCUCCCGGAGGAGUGCCGAGCAGCCUUUGAAGAAGCAAAGAGCGCCGAGCUCGCAUGGAAAUCCAAGUGGCACGACGAACACACUGACGGCGCGCGCGGUAAGUUGCGCAUUGGAUUCAAUGGCUUUCCUGUUUGA
Messenger RNA from Aureobasidium namibiae CBS 147.97, 1548 nucleotides. RefSeq lists its product as uncharacterized. Gene Ontology annotation, molecular function: chromatin DNA binding. Gene Ontology annotation, cellular component: nucleus. The record is from RefSeq and is a predicted model, not a curated record. The coding region runs from base 1 to 1548 and encodes 515 amino acids. The transcript has 3 exons. Lineage: Eukaryota; Fungi; Ascomycota; Dothideomycetes; Dothideales; Saccotheciaceae.